This is a messenger RNA of Phacochoerus africanus (Common warthog), 2052 nucleotides long. RefSeq names its product translation initiation factor IF-2-like. The coding region runs from base 1 to 1065 and encodes 354 amino acids. The record is from RefSeq and is a predicted model, not a curated record. The transcript is spliced from 3 exons. NCBI's taxonomy places the organism in Eukaryota, Metazoa, Chordata, Mammalia, Artiodactyla, Suidae.
AUGGUGGAUGCCUCACCCGGAACGGUACCCCCCCAGCCGGGAACCCCGGCCACCCCCGCAGGGGGGUGGCGGCGACAACCUCCACCGUGGCGACCCCAGCCUCUUCGCCCGCCUCAGCGCCCAGCCAAGAGAUCCGAGGAGGCCAGGGAGGGUGGGAGGAGAAGAAAAAAGGCAGGGGGGCUGCGAAGGCAGACUGGAGAGCUGCUCCUCCGGCCACUGGGGUGGAGCGCGGCGGGGUCCGGCCAGGAAGGAGCGGGCGGGCGGAGAACCCAGGAGCAGAGGCGGCGCUUCCCUCAAGGAUGCGGCGAGGAGGAAGCAGGGCUCCGCUCGGUGGGGGCCGGCGGGGGGGUGCCGAGCCCAGGCUCCGGGCGGCGGCAGCGCGGUCCUGCGGAAGCCCACCCCACCAUCUCCCGCCUCGCGGUCGGCUGCCCUCAGUCCCCGGCGGCGACCGGGCCGGUCCUUCCGGACGAGCAGAAGCGGGCGAGGGGCCUCAGGGCGGCGGAUUCCUCCAGACACGCUCUGGCCGGGACGGUUCCAGAAGAGGGAGGAGGGGGCGGCGGGACGCGUGUGAGGCAGGGGCAGGCGAACCGACCGCCCCCAGCCGGGCCGGAGAAGAGCGACGCGCCCCAGGGGCAGGGUCACGAGAAGCGUCGGGAAAGCAAGGGAGCGGCCGCGGGUCCCCCAGCAGCCUGCGCCCAGCAGCAGCUCGGCGGGUCAGCUCCUCACGCCCGCCAGAGGGGAGCCGCGAGGGGGGCGGCGGAAGCGCUCACGCCGCCCGCUCCUUCCGCCGCCGCCGCCGCUGCCCGAACCGGGGGCGCCCGCGGGAGAAGGAGGCGAAGUAGUCCCUGGCGAUUUCCCCGCACCGCCAGCUUCCCGGAGAACCAGAGUGGGUGGGAAAUUCUGAAGAAGGGAGGUCCUUCAGCCAUACUACUUCCUGGAACAUCUCACCACCCCACUCUGGAACGUGGCACAUAUGGGGCCUGUGAUGAGGAAACUGUUGGGGUGGUUGAAGAACUUGAUGAAGUCAUUGUGAUUCCUGAUCAAAUCAUCUUACUGUUGCAUUAGGUUAUUUUGUAAAAUAUAGAGAAAUCCUCAAUAAUCAUAAAGGUAAUCUGGAAUCAUCAAAUAGCAUUUAAAGUUUAGCAUACUUUGUUUAAGUAUAUAGAAAAAUCUAUAGUAUUUUACAAAAAUGUCUAUUUAUAGUGAUUAAAUUAAACUAUCAAUGUUUGAGUACCUGAAGGGGUAAGUUUUUGUUAUAUCAAAAACUCACUUAUGUGCAAUCUUCAUUUAGCAGGAAGUGAGAUGAAAAAGGAAUAUACACAGACAGAUGCACAGACACACACAUGUAUUUUUUAAAUGGACUUUUCAUCCUCUAUAAAUUACCAUUUCCUAUAUUUACAUAUUUCUUAUGUGGUGUGGGCUCUUUAUUAUUUAUGUGAUUUACAAACCUUUCUUCCAUGCUCACAAUGGCCCAGGAAAGGAAGGGAGGGAGACAGUAGCAGUCAAUUAAACCUAGAGAGAGACUUUUAGCAAAUAGAUAGUAUAGACCCAAAUUGGAAUUGUGCUAAGACAUUGAAGCUAACUUCAUAAAAAGUGGUUUAAGGAUCUUGGCUUGUGGUAAAGUUCUGCUUGGAAAGAUAUAUGGUGGUACUAUUACAAUUGAUUGUAUACUUUAUGCCUCUUCAACUUCUAACCUUGUACUUUAUCUGCUUAAUUCUGCAAUCCUAGGAUCAGAUAUUUGGCUGAUAUAAAUCAGUAGAAAAAGUAAUUCUAUGUGCUCCUUGCCAUCAACAUACAACUCCAAAGAUGUAUGGACAGACUGAAGAAGAUUCUCUUGUUUUCAGAUAUUUUUGGGGUAUUGUAACCCCUGCAAGGAUGGAAGGUGCAGUUAUUUUGCAACUACCCUGUAUUACCUUAUCCACUGAUUAUAUUAUGGAAAAAAAUAUGUUUUGUAUAGCUGUGUUGCUGUUGGACUUUGACCUUCUAGCAUUUGCUUUUUUUCCCCAUAAGACAUUCUAAUGUAGAGAAUCAUUUAUGAACUUUACUCCUUUG